AUGAAGCUCUGCGGCUAUGAUGCAAUCUUAGCCCAAAAUGAACAAAUGCACAAGAAACAACAAGAACAAUUAGAUGCUCUUACUAAACAAUUUAAUCUUUCUCAAGUUUCUUCUGUUAGUAAUUCUCAAAUUAAAUGUAGUAUUUGUGCAGAGGCUCAUGGGACUGAAGAUUGUGACUAUAUGAGAACAACUGAAAAGCCACCAGCAGAGGCCAGUGGAGUCUGUUACAAAACAAAUCAUCAACUGAAUCCUCCUAUGCCACUGCAACAACAACUACCACCUCAAGGCACCACUUCAGAAUGGGAAAAGGCUUUUGCACAGCUAUCCAAGACCACAUCAGGCUACAUUCAAAAUGCAGAUGCCUUCAGAGAUGAAACACGAGCAUCAUUCCAGAAUCAAGAAGCUUCUAUCCAGAAUCUGGAAACUCAGAUUGGCCAGCUGUCAAAGCAAUUUGUUGAAAGAACGCAUGGCACCUUUCCAAGUAACACCGACACGAAUCCAAAUGCUCAAUGUAAUUCAAUUGUUACUAGAAGUGGGAUCGUGAUCCAACCCGUGGAAAAGCCACCAGUGGAGAAGAAGAAAGAAGCAGAACCUGUAGCUGAAAAGGAGAAAGAAGAACAUGCAGAAGAAGUUGAAAAGAGCAAUCCAGAGAAGAAGUUGUUCAAAUGGUUGAAACAAGAGAUCCAGAAACAACAAUACACCAAAUUUCUGGAUAUCUUCAAGAAGCUGCAAGUGAACAUUCCUUUCGUAGAAGCCCUGGAAAGCAUGCCUAACUAUGCGAAGUUCAUGAAAGACCUUCUGUCAACGAAGCGCAAGCUAAAGGAGUGCGAAACAGUGGCCCUAACAAAGGAGUGCAGUGCAAUCAUCUAG
Messenger RNA from Gastrolobium bilobum, 870 nucleotides. RefSeq lists its product as uncharacterized. The transcript is spliced from 2 exons. The coding region runs from base 1 to 870 and encodes 289 amino acids. NCBI's taxonomy places the organism in Eukaryota, Viridiplantae, Streptophyta, Magnoliopsida, Fabales, Fabaceae. The record is from RefSeq and is a predicted model, not a curated record.